GCCGUGCGUCCCUUUCCCAACAGUCCCGCCAUCUCCUCCUCCAUGGCCGGGAGGAACCUGUGGGGUUGAAGCAGCGACAAGGCAGGCCGGAAGCUGGGGGGAGGGAGCGGGGACCUCGCUUCUCCCCCACCCUUUCCCCCCUUCUCCGUCAUCUCACCUUUCCAUUCUGCAGGCCUUGCUCGGUGAGAGUUGUGGAGAAGACGGUGUGGGGCCUCUUCAUUCUCUUUCUUUGAUUUCCAUCCCUGGUUCUCGGAGGCGGUCUCUGAUCUGCGAGCAACCGCUUGAAGGAAGGAGGAAAUCGGUGCGGGGAUUAGCACCGGCUUUCCUGAGUGGGGUAAGGAUGUUGGGAGAAUCGCCUUUUUCUCCUGUGUGCUUGGAAUCCGGCGGUUGCCGGGGCGGCAGAAGCGGCUGAAUUGGCAAGGCAGGGAAGUGAGUGUGCGCGCGCUUAGGGGACCAGGUGAAUAUAUCCGGCCCUCCGGCUUGUUUAAUCAUCAUGCAGGCGGUACAGCAGCAGCCUGGGUGUUAACAUACGUGAGAUCCUGCUGUGGGCAGCUGCACUGCUAUUUCUUGGCUUCUUCCGAUGUCAUACUGCGGCUAAACCCUGACACAAGGUACUUUGCUCCAGAGAGACUGACAGAGCUGUGGUGAUACAGUGGUUAGAGUGCAGUACUGCAAGCUACUUCUGCUGACUGCCAGAUGACUGCAAUUUGGCACUUCAGAUCCCACCAGGCUCAAGGUUGACUCAUCCUUCCAUCCUUCCGAGUUGCAAGUCAUUGUUAAGAGAUGGUUCAAGAAAAUCUACCUCACAAAUUCCGUUUGUUUGCCCGUGUGCUGCAUCAUUGGAGAUCUCAACAGGAACUUAUCAGUUAUUUUUGAAAGUCUCAGGAGAACAUAUGGACAUCAGGUCAAUGUAUUACACUCUAGGAAUGGGUCAAAAUAUGAAGCAUUCUCAAUUUAGCAGGCCAAUCUAUUACCCAUAAGGGUGUUAAGAAAGCUUAACAACACUUCAACAACACUUCUGUAGAGCUCUUAAUUAUUCAGGAAAGUUAGCUUGAGCUCUUCUGAAAUCAACUGACUUUCUCUAAUCUUGUCUUGGAUAUAUUAAAUGGAAUGCAGUCAUGUCUACCCAUGAAGGAAUACAGAUCAACACUGACUAUGCUGUCGCUUUGUUAGAACAGUUAAAAUCAUUCUAUGAACAGCAAUUGCUAACUGACAUUGUUUUAAUUGUCGAGGGCACUGAAUUUCCAUGUCAUAAGAUGGUUCUUGCUACGUGCAGCUCUUACUUCAGGGCAAUGUUUAUGAGUGGGUUGAGUGAAAGCAAGCAAACACAUAUUCAUCUGAGGACUGUGGAUGCAGUCACUUUUCAGAUCAUAAUAACUUAUGCUUAUACGGGUAAUUUGGCAAUAAAUGACACAACAGUUGAACAGCUUUAUGAAACAGCUUGUUUCCUACAGGUCGAUGAUGUGUUACAUCAGUGUAGGGAAUAUUUAAUUAAAAAAAUUAAUGCUGAAAACUGUGUGCGGCUUUUGAGUUUUGCUGAUCUUUUUAGCUGUGAGGAGUUAAAACAGAGUUCUAAAAGAAUGGUAGAACACAAGUUUACAGUUGUAUACCACCAAGAGGCUUUCAUGCAGCUCUCACAUGAUCUGUUGAUAGAUAUUUUGAGUAGUGACAAUUUAAAUGUGGAAAAAGAAGAGACAGUUCGUGAAGCUGCUAUGUUGUGGCUGGAGUAUAAUACAGAAUCCCGAUCACAGUAUUUGUCAUCAGUUCUUAGCCAAAUAAGAAUUGAUGCACUUUCUGAAGUUACACAACGAGCUUGGUUUCAAGGCUUACCACCAAAUGAUAAAUCAGUAGUGGUUCAAGGGUUGUAUAAAUCUAUGCCGAAGUUUUUUAAACCAAGACUUGGAAUGACUAAAGAGGAGAUGAUGAUCUUCAUUGAAGCUGCUGCUGAAAGUCCUGGUAAUCUUUACUCUUCAGUAUGUUACAGCCCACAGGCUGAAAAAGUUUACAAACUCUGCAGUCCUCCUGCUGAUCUCCAUAAAGUUGGGACACUUGUAACUCCUGAUAAUGAUAUUUAUAUAGCAGGUGGGCAAAUCCCACUGAAAAGUACAAAAAUCAACUACGGUAAAACUAGCAAAUUUCAAUUUGCCUUCCGUACUGUGAAUUGUUUCUACUGGUUUGAUGCCCAGCAAAAUACAUGGUUUCCAAAGAGUCCAAUGCUAUUCGUUCGUAUAAAGCCAUCUCUUGUUUUCUGUGACGGCCUUAUCUAUGCAAUUGGUGGAGACAGUGUUGGUGGAGAACUUGACAGAAGAACUGUGGAAAGAUAUGAUACUGAGAAAGAUGAAUGGACCAUGGUAAGCCCUCUGCCCUGUGCUUGGCAGUGGAGUACAGCUGUUGCUGUUCAUAAUUGCAUUUAUGUAAUGGCACACAACUUGAUGUAUUGUUACUUCCCCAGAUCAGAUGCUUGGGUUGAAAUGGCUACAAGACAAACUAAUAGAUGCUUUGCUUCAGCUGCUGCUUUUGGGGAUAAAAUAUUUUAUAUUGGAGGCUUGCAUGUUGGUGGCAAUCUUGGUAUAGGAUUACGUCCUCGAACUGUAACUGGACCUUCCCUAGCAGUGGAAGUUUAUGAUGUGAAUAAAAAUGAAUGGCAAAUGACAGCCAAAAUUCCUGCCAAGCGGUAUUCUGAUCCCUGUGUCAGAGCUGUUGUGAUUUCUAACUCAUUGUGUAUCUUUGUACGAGAAACACAUAUGCAUGAAAGAGCCAAGUAUGCUACAUACCAAUAUGACAUGGAACUUGAUCGUUGGUUCUUGCGACAGGAUAUAUCUGAGCGGGUACUCUGGGAUUUGGGAAAAGAUUUCCGAUGCACUGUGGGAAAACUAUAUCCAUCUUGUCUUGAAGAGUCCACAUGGAAACCUCCAUCAUACCUAGUUUUUCCUUAUACAGAUGAUGAGUUUGAAAUUGAGGAGGAUGUUCCACUGCCACCUGUAUAGCUCCCUUAUUCAGAGAUGGCAUGCCUGUAACUAAUGAACAUUGUAUUUGAGAGAUUAGAGCUGCAAAAUGAAAUGUUAAAUUGUCUUGUAUGUAUGCCCUAUUUUUUUUGUGGCCAUUGAGUUUAAAUCAGUAAAAAUUCUUAUUGGAUAUGCUUCCAUAAUGUCAGUCCUUCUGAUAGUUGAUGGAAUCUCUCUCUCUCUCUCUCUCACACACACACACACGUUUGUGUAUGAUCAUAUAUGUAUCAUGAUUAUAUGUAUUCUCUAUGUAUUUCAAGCUUAAAUCCUCUGCUUAUUGUCUAAUUUUUUUAGUCCUGUGAAACAGUGAGUUCUGGAACUUUUCAUAAAGCAGCUUCUAUUUCUAGAAUGUUAUAUUAAUUGCUCAAAAUACCUUCGUUAUAUUUAAAUGAGUUCUGGAAAUAUCUGUAUGUGCUAGUUCUAUAGAUUGUGUAGCUGAAUGAAAUGUGCUGCACUCAAUAAUACACAGCUGUAUUAGUGUAAUAAUACCAUGUAAAAGAAUAAAAUCCCAUGGAUCUACCUGUGGUAGGAAGGGUAGAUCUUCCAUUUUAUGGUGAUAUGCAGGGCAAAUGACUGCAGGUUCAGUCAAGUUAGAUGAUGCUGAUGUCUAAGUGCAUGUAUUUUCACUAACUUAUACCUGUUUGUUUAGAAUAUAGGUCUUCCGAGCAGCUGGUAGUUUAAUAAGUGUGAACUGACAUUGCUGGGCUUGCAGUAAGAAUUGCUAGUCCUUCAUAGUGCGGGUCUCUGGAGCUUUUGUUCAGUAAAUAGCUCCAUGUUCUGUAUUUCGGAAAUAUUGGCUCAUGAAUAUUAGUUCUUGCUGCUUAUUUUCCCCUAUCCCAGUAUAAGCAAAACUAUAGUGUGAAUUAACCACGUCUUUAUUUUUGUUAAUUUAUAUUACUGUAGUAUGUCUUUGUAAAAAUAUCCUUACAUUGUCUGUCUCUUAUUUUUUCCUGUGGGAUUGGGGGAGAGAAAUUUUGUUCAGGAAUACUUUGUGCAGAGGAGUGGUUGUCUGAUGCUGCUCUGGCAUUAAUCCCAGGAACCACUAGCAGAGAUAAGGCACCACCAAUCUCACAUGAGACCAGAUAUUUCAUGAUGGAUCAUACUAGCAUGCUUAGCUGCAUCAUGUUCUGGCAUUGUAUUUUGAAUGAUAUUAAUUUAUUAAAAAGAAUCAGUUUGUUCUUUUUUCCCCUCACACGUCUGUGUAUUUAUCUGGAGUUACUGAAGUAUGAUUAAAACAACAGUUUUUAAAAUUGCUGUUUAAAAUAUUAAUACUUAUAGUAGUAGAUUCAGCUGUUCAGAAAAAUCUGAAAAAGAUAUGAGCUAGUGACUUCUAUUGUUUCUUUGUGUUUGGAGGUAAACAAAUGUUUGAAGACAGAAGAAAAAUAAAGUGUGGUAAAAGCCCUAUAUGUUAAAAGACCAUGCAGGCUUUUAACACAUAGGCCUUCUUCAUAGACAGUAUUCAUAGUCUUAUUACAUAAAAUCGCACUAAUGUAAAUACAGUCAAGUAGUAAACUGAAUCUGUUUGUCUCCAGCCAUUUAUUUUUGUCCUCUGGGAUUUCUUACACCUGCUUUUUGCUUUCUUUUUUUCUAGCCAAUAACUACAUUUUCUUUAAUCUUUAGAAUAGAUCUUAUAUUGCUUUGUAGUAAAAUACUCCGCAAACUAGAAAACUGACAUUCAGCCCAAAUCAUAAAAAUGAUAUGAUUGUAUCAGCCAAUUUUGAAAAUGGAAUAAGAAGCAUUCAGAACCUCAAGAGCUUAUUAAAAACUUUAUAUUUUUGAAAUUAUCCAUUUUGGUUAGGAUAAAAUGCUGUAGCAAAACCUUCAGAGUCUUGUGAUUAAAUAUACCACUAAAUAGCAUGCUUUUUCAUGACCAUUGUAUAGAUAUCAGUUUGUGAUAAGCCAAUCAAAAUUAAGACUUGCUGCUUGAAAAAUAAAAACAAAACAAACCCAACUAAAGAGAUUUAGAUUUUUUUAAAUUUGCAUUUAUAUCCCGCCCUUCUCCGAAAACUCAGGGCGGCUUACACUAUGUUAGCAAUAGUCUUCAUCCUAUUUGUAUAUUUAUAUACAAAGUCAACUUAUUGCCCCCAACAAUCUGGGUCCUCAUUUUACCUACCUUAUAAAGGAUGGAAGGCUGAGUCAACCUUGGGCCUGAAGGGACUAGAACCUGCAGUAUUUGCAGGCAGCUGUGUUAAUAACAGACUGUCUUACCAGUCUGAGCCACAGAGGCCUGGCAAAAGUUACAAUAUAUGGCCACAGAAACUUGUGUAUAAAGUAGGUAUCUUAUACUUGAGUGUAAUCUGGUGUUGGAUUAGUUCCCUUUAAGAAGCAUUUGAUUUAAAGUAUUAAAUGUUGCUGAUACUUUUAUUUUUUAAUCUGGGGAUCCUUUUGUCCCUGUAAAAAUUUAAAUAUAAAAUUGUCUGUGGAAAGGGAGGCAUUGAGAUGCUAAUUUGUACUCAAAUUCAUGAGAGGGCAUUGUAUAUAUAAAAAAUUUGAAAUCUUAAAUUUAAAAGAAGACAUGUAACAUCUAAUAUUCUGAGGAAAACGUCUCAGUUUGUAUUAAUAGUUUUGUCAAUUUUCAUAAUGAAACUUCGUAAAAAUUAUUUCUUUUAAAAAUAGGUUAUUAAGCCACACUUCAUUUUUGCUGUUAAAAUUAUCACUUUUUUCCACUAAAAAUCAGAAUAGAUUCUUGAACAAGAUAGGUCAGCAAACAUAUCUGAAUAAGGCUUUCAGAAAGUUUUACAAAGAACCACAGGGCUCUAUGACAACUUCAUAGGAUUUUGUAAGAGACUACUGUGAUGAGGAUGCUGCCAAUUUUCUUUCAUUAGAGCUUUGGCUCUUGAUCAGGGAUUAUAGUUUUAAAAACAAAAAACACCCCACCAGAUUCCUCAACUCAAAAAAGUUUGAAAAAUUAUUAGGCAAGGAUCUGGUUGUAUACAGGUAUGUUACCUUUUUGCAAAUCUGAGAGCAUCUGAUCAUGGUAAUGUAACCUGAGUGUCUCACUAUUUUGAACAAAACAACAAAGCUGCAGUAUGUAAACUCAAAACAGGUACCGUACAUCCAUUUUUAAAAAAUACUUUCCAAAGCAGUUCUGCCUGUGUGAUUAGGCCCAUCUACUUUGCAGUCCUUAGUCCUUUGUUGCUUACCUGGGCUUUAGAAGCUAACAUUUGGCUUCAUAAACUUGUAAAGAUGAUUUUUAUGGAAAUUAAGAUUCUGGUGCAUUUGUACUGCAAAAUGGGAUAAGUUAAAAAAAAAAAAAGCACCUGGAACGCCUCUAUAACAAGUAUGUAUAAGAAAACUUUGAAACCACAAUUAAUACUUAAAUGAUAAUUCAGGCUAUAAUAGAGUGGACUACCAAGGUAAUAGCAAGAUAAGAGAUAAAACAGAUAUCUUCUAAAUUGCUUAGAAGAUAAGACAAGAUUUAAAAUGUUUUGUGGACUUGGUGUUUUUUAAUCCCCAUUCCAUAGGCAAAAUAAGCAUUUUCCAUUAGUUAUAGCAGCAUGUUCAAUAGAAAUUUUGUUGGGGGGAUAUUAAAAUCUAUCUACAGAAAAGCAUUAGAGAUGGUAAAGUGUAAAGCAUUUUUAGCUGUUCACUUUUUUCUAUUUUUUGUUACCUUUAUAACAUGAAUCAAAAACUAUCAGUUCAGAAGCUUUUAGCGCUAUUAAUAAUUCCUCAUGUGAAAUCUGCUCCUAAUAUUUCUACAUAUCAAAAAUAACUAGGCUUGUACUGAAAUCUAUGUGCCAUAUUUUGUUACAGUAUAUUAUCCAAAUAACAUGUCUUCAGAUAGCUUAAAAAAUAAUAUUUUGUUAGGCUAAAAUAAGCAUAUACAUUAAUAGUCUUUCUUGAACACAAGCAUAUUCUUUGUUCAUCCAAUAUACACUUAUUCUUUUAGAACUGAUAAUGGGUUGCUUUCAACUAAUUUUUACUAUUACGUUUCACUUCAGUUAACUCAUGUUAACUGAUAAUAUAUAUAACAUGAUAAUUAUGUUUGUAUGUCCAUAAGUUAAUUUUGUGAUUCUAAUGACUUAUAAAUUAGACGAGAGGUUUAAGUAUUUAUUUCAUUUUGUAAUGUGAUUCAUAUUUCUAAAUGCUUGAAAAAAGUUUUAAAAACUAAAAUCAGUUAUCUGUUGUGUAUGAUUCAAAUAUAUAAUUUUACAGUAAAGUCCAAGUGCCUAAAACAAAAAUAGUUCAAAAUAGCAAGAGAACAUAAGUCUGAUCCUAACCUGUUUGUGCAGAUGUAGCAUCAGUAUGAUGUUCAUAAUAUCCAUUAAAUACUUCUGUUAUCUGUUCUUGAUCAUUUGCUCACACAGAAAGAUUGGAUGCAUAUAAUGUAUUCAGAAACUGAAGAUUUCAUGGCAUAAAGAUUGCACAGAGUUAUUCCUUUUACAUGCAACUUUUAUUUUAACAUUUUUUCCUAUCUGUAGAAUAAAGCAUGAGAGUGUAUUCACAUGUAAGUAUCAUAUUUGAGCCACAGACACAUUCCGUGUCACAACAAAAUUAGAUCCACGUGGUGAUAUAAACCAUUUCAUAAGACACAAUGAAAGCUAAAUUAGGCUGUGGUUGUAAAAUCUAUCUGCAUAAUAGUAAAAACUUCAAAAUAAGGAAUUAAAAAUGGAAUUGCAACAAUAAACUUUAUUUUUGUGGUCCUUAUCAAUGAAUGGCAAUGCCACAGGAAUACUAAAUUGACCCUGUGUGAGAAACACACUAAAAUAAAACCCAAGUGUUUUCUUAAGAAAAACCUAAUUUUUAAUUUUCACUUCCUACUGAUGGAGUUUAAAGAAUUGUACCCAAUGCUCAAAUUCCAGAACGGAAGUUGUUCUUGGCUGGAAUACAAAGAUACAUUGUUCAUAUUGAAUUUGAAUUGCAUUUUUAUAUAUCACUGAAGCAACAUGCUUGAAAUAUCAGUGUGAUCAUUAAAAAUAUAUGUUGGAAAGAUCUUGGAUUAUCUUAACCUUUCCAAAAAGUGAUGUAACCUGGUGUUCUUAUCCCAACUUGUUCAUAGGUUACUUCUACAGAACCUAAAACACCUCAUUAUAACCAAUGAUUUAUGCACAAAGGAUCAGAAAUUGAUACAUGAUGACUUUUUAGCUUUACUGAUAUGGUUAAAUAUUUCUUCUUAAAUUCUCAGUAUGUGAAGUAACUUUUAGAAUGCAUAUAUUAAAUUCUUGCAUGGGUUUGUCAGUUUUAACCAUUACUACAUUUUGUUUCAAAAGGAUAUAAUCUUUCUAUGUAAAAAUUGUGUAUAAUCAAACAACUUCCACCAAGGAAAUAAAAACAAAAGCUAUGUCAUGGUAGAAUUUAAAAUUCAAAA
Messenger RNA from Ahaetulla prasina, 8313 nucleotides. It is a transcript of the gene KBTBD2, whose product is annotated as kelch repeat and BTB domain containing 2. Bases 1119 to 2987 code for a protein of 622 amino acids. The record is from RefSeq and is a predicted model, not a curated record. Gene Ontology annotation, molecular function: protein binding. The transcript has 5 exons. NCBI's taxonomy places the organism in Eukaryota, Metazoa, Chordata, Lepidosauria, Squamata, Colubridae.